This is a messenger RNA of Cyprinus carpio (common carp), 10985 nucleotides long. RefSeq names its product ankyrin-2-like. Gene Ontology annotation, molecular function: protein binding. The record is from RefSeq and is a predicted model, not a curated record. Lineage: Eukaryota; Metazoa; Chordata; Actinopteri; Cypriniformes; Cyprinidae. The transcript is spliced from 46 exons. Gene Ontology annotation, biological process: regulation of cardiac muscle contraction; protein localization to T-tubule; signal transduction. Gene Ontology annotation, cellular component: T-tubule. Bases 374 to 9052 code for a protein of 2892 amino acids.
GGGAGAGAGAGGAGCACGGGAGGCGGCUACUAAACACAGCGAUGAGAACACCGCUCAUACUGCGCCUUUCUUACACCAUCAUAUUAUCUCUGACUUCUCGUUAGUUAGCCUCAUUCAGACUCCACCUCGGUCAGUGUUUCAGCACCGCAACAUCGGAUCCUGUGCAUGUGAGCAGCAGGAGUGGCGCAGGACACCGCGCGUGAGACCCGCACCGCACCGUCACGCCACAGGACGUUCGUCCGUCUCCCACUCUCGAAUACAAACACAACAUGUGUCAGAGCUUCAGCCCUGUCAUCUGAGGCCGGGUCUCGACAACCGCAGUAUCGGGACUGCCAGAUUCAGUUUCGUGGGCAUCAUCACGCGCUGAGCCUGAAUGUCAAAAAGCUCGGCAGAAAGUCAGAGCAGGGGCGGCUCCGUCCGAGACGUGAGGAUGGCCUCUUCCAACAAUACCUCACCCGAUGGAAGCUCUCCACCCCACCAGAACCGCAUCCGCCAGUCGGACAGUAAUACCAGCUUCCUAAGGGCGGCCAGGGCAGGUAAUAUUGAAAAGGUGCUGGAUUUCCUCAAGAGCGGACAGGAUAUUGCCACCUGCAACCAGAACGGACUAAAUGCGCUUCAUCUAGCAGCAAAAGAGGGUCACGUGGAGCUGGUGGAGGAACUUUUGGAGAGGGGUGCGACCGUGGACUCUUCAACCAAGAAAGGGAACACAGCAUUGCACAUUGCUUGUCUGGCUGGGCAGAAAGAAGUUGCGAAGUUGUUGGUGAAAAUAGGAGCAGAUGUAAACUCGCAAUCGCAAAAUGGCUUCACUCCACUUUAUAUGGCUGCUCAAGAGAAUCACCUGGAUGUUGUGCGAUAUCUGCUGGAGAAUGGUGGAAACCAGAGUAUUGCCACAGAGGAUGGUUUUACUCCUUUGGCCAUUGCUCUGCAGCAGGGUCAUAAUCAGGUGGUCUCUCUGCUCCUGGAACAUGACACAAAAGGUAAAGUCCGCCUGCCUGCGCUCCACAUCGCUGCCCGCAAGGAUGACACCAAGUCAGCAGCUUUGCUGCUCCAGAAUGACCAUAAUGCUGAUGUCCAAUCCAAGAUGAUGGUCAACAGGACUACAGAGAAUGGAAAGAGUGGCUUCACUCCUCUGCAUAUUGCUGCUCACUACGGUAAUGUUAAUGUGGCCACGCUGCUGCUCAACAGAGGGGCUGCUGUAGACUUCACAGCCAGGAAUGGUAUUACCCCUCUUCAUGUGGCUUCCAAACGCGGAAAUACAAACAUGAUUGCUCUGCUGCUAGAUAGGGGGUCUCAGAUUGACGCCAAGACCAGGGAUGGGUUGACACCGCUGCACUGUGCAGCCCGAAGUGGACAUGACACUGCAGUGGAACUACUGCUUGAAAGAGGAGCUCCCAUACUGGCACGAACCAAGAACGGCCUGUCCCCGCUGCACAUGUCUGCUCAGGGUGAUCACGUUGACUGUGUGAAACACCUGCUGCAACACAAGGCACCGGUUGAUGAUGUCACACUGGACUACCUGACUGCCCUUCAUGUUGCCGCCCACUGUGGUCACUACAGAGUCACAAAAUUACUGCUGGAUAAAAAAGCGAAUCCUAAUGCCAGAGCACUGAAUGGCUUCACUCCUCUGCAUAUUGCCUGUAAGAAGAACAGAGUAAAAGUCAUGGAACUGCUGGUUAAAUACGGAGCCUCAAUUCAAGCCAUCACUGAAUCCGGCCUGACCCCAGUCCAUGUUGCAGCAUUUAUGGGACACCUGAAUAUCGUUCUCCUACUGCUCCAGAAUGGAGCCUCACCUGAUGUCUGUAAUAUUCGUGGUGAGACGGCACUGCACAUGGCUGCAAGGGCAGGACAGAUGGAGGUGGUGCGAUGUUUGCUAAGGAAUGGUGCUCUGGUGGAUGCCAUGGCCAGAGAGGACCAGACACCCCUUCACAUUGCAUCUCGUCUGGGUCAGACAGAGAUUGUGCAGUUGUUACUGCAGCACAUGGCUCACCCUGAUGCUUCCACCACUAAUGGAUACACACCUCUGCACAUCUCUGCUCGUGAAGGUCAGGUGGAGACGGCUACAGUGCUUCUGGAGGCCGGUGCAUCUCACUCACUCGCCACUAAGAAAGGCUUCACUCCCCUACAUGUUGCUGCUAAGUAUGGAAGCCUGGAUGUGGCAAAACUCCUCCUACAGCGGAAAGCACUUCUUGAUGACACUGGAAAGUACGGUCUCACACCUCUGCAUGUAGCUGCUCACUAUGAUAACCAGCAGGUGGCGAUGAUGCUCUUGGAUAAAGGGGCCUCACCUCAUGCUACUGCUAAGAAUGGCUAUACACCUCUCCACAUUGCGGCAAAGAAGAACCAGACUCAGAUCGCCUCUACACUGCUUCAGUAUGGGGCAGAGACCAAUGCAUUGACCAAACAGGGAGUGAGUCCUUUACACCUGGCAUCUCAGGAGGGGCACACAGAGAUGGCCUCCCUACUGCUGGAGAAGGGUGCACAUGUCAAUGCUGCCACUAAGAGUGGCCUUACACCACUUCACCUCACUGCUCAGGAGGACAGAGUGCAGGUGGCUGAAAUACUGGUCAAGCAUGAUGCAAUCAUAGACCAGCAGACCAAAUUGGGCUACACUCCUCUUAUUGUUGCCUGUCACUAUGGAAAUGUCAAAAUGGUUAAUUUCCUUUUGCAAAAUGGCGCUAAUGUCAAUGCAAAAACUAAGAACGGUUACAUGCCACUUCACCAAGCUGCUCAGCAGGGAAAUACACACAUUAUCAAUGUCCUGCUGCAGCAUGGAGCCAAGCCUAAUGCCGUCACCAUGAAUGGAAACACAGCGCUCUCUAUUGCUAAGCGACUAGGGUACAUCUCAGUGGUGGACACUCUGAAAGUUGUUACUGAGGAAACAAUCACAACAACAACAACUACGUUGACAGAGAAACACAAGCUGAACGUUCCAGAGACAAUGACAGAAGUUCUGGAUGUGUCUGACGAGGAGGGUGAGGACACAAUAACAGGUGAUGGAGGAGAGUACCUGAGAGCAGAGGACCUGAGAGAGCUUGGUGAUGACUCUUUACCUGGACACUACCUGGAUGGCAUGAGCUACAUCCACAACCUUGAACGUUCCCAUGAGACCUCCAGUCAUCUUGCUUACAGGGGUGAAGGAAUGCUGAUUGAGGAUAUGAUCACCAGCCACCAGAUUAAUAAGGUGUCUGCAUUCUCUCGAGAGCAUGAGAAGGACUCAUUUCGACUGAGCUGGGGUGCUGAACAUCUGGAUAAUGUGGUGCUUACUAGCACUCUUCUGCAGUCAGGCUUCCUGGUCAGUUUCAUGGUAGAUGCCCGUGGCGGUGCCAUGCGUGGCUGUCGUCACAAUGGACUACGCAUUAUUGUGCCACCUAGAAAGUGCUCAGCACCUACACGGGUCACAUGUCGUCUGGUGAAGAGGCACAGACUUGCCUCUAUGCCCCCUAUGGUGGAGGGAGAGGGGCUCGCAGGCAAGCUCAUUGAAAUUGGACCCACCGGAGCCCAGUUUCUUGGGUCUGUGAUAGUGGAGAUCCCUCACUUUGCUGCAUUGCGUGGGACAGAGAGAGAGUUAGUGAUUCUGCGCAGUGAGACAGGAGAGAGCUGGAGAGAACAUCACUGUGAGCACACAGAAGAGGAGCUGAAUCAGAUUCUCAAUGGCAUGGAUGAGGAAUUGGACACUCCUGAGGAGCUGGAGAAAAAACGAAUCUGCCGCAUCAUCACACGGGAUUUCCCACAAUACUUUGCAGUGGUGUCUCGCAUAAAGCAGAACAGUCACCUGAUCGGUCCAGAGGGCGGGGUGUUAAGCAGCACACUUGUUCCACAGGUCCAGGCUGUGUUCCCAGAGGGAGCAUUGACUAAACGGAUACGCGUUGGGCUACAGGCCCAGCCCAUCAGUGAGGAUCUGGUGAGGAAGAUCCUUUGGAAUAAGGCUACAUUCAGCCCAAUUGUUACUUUGGAGCCUAGAAGACGCAAGUUUCACAAGCCCAUUACCAUGACUAUUCCUGUCCCUAAAAGCCCAACCAGUGACGGGACCAGCAGUACACCCACUCUACGACUGCUGUGUAGUAUUACUGGUGGGACGACUCCAGCACAGUGGGAGGACAUAACUGGAUCCACACCGCUAACAUUCAUCAACCAGUGUGUUUCAUUUACCACUAAUGUAUCAGCAAGGUUCUGGCUUAUAGAUUGCCGUCAGAUCCAGGAGUCUGUGAACUUCUCCAGUCAGCUGUAUCGUGAGAUCAUCUGUGUUCCCUAUAUGGCCAAAUUUGUCAUCUUUGCCAAGACAUUGGACCCUAUUGAAGCACGACUCCGCUGCUUCUGUAUGACGGAUGAUAAGAUGGACAAAACUCUGGAGCAGCAGGAGAACUUCACUGAGGUGGCACGUAGUAGAGACGUUGAGGUACUAGAGGGAAAACCAAUCUUUGCUGACUGCUUUGGAAAUUUGGUCCCACUGACCAAAAGUGGACAGCACCAUGUGUUCAGUUUCUAUGCCUUUAAGGAAAACCGUCUUUCACUCUUCAUCAAAAUUCGUGACAGCACUCAAGAACCAUGUGGCAGGUUGUCUUUCACAAAAGAGCCAAGAACAUAUCGCAGUCUAAACCACAGUGCAAUUUGCAAUUUGAACAUCUGCCUACCUGUCUACUCGAAGGUAAGUGAAACACUAUAUUGCCUCACAACCACAAACUUGGAUUGGCAUGAUGAUGCAGACAGAAAAGAAGAGACUUUGGCCAUCAUUGCUGACCUUCUAGGAUUUAGCUGGACAGAGCUGGCCAAAGAGUUGGAGUUUAAUGAAGAUGAGAUUCAGCGAGUGCGCACUGAAAAACCAAAUUCACUACAAGAGCAGAGUCAUGCUCUUUUACAGCACUGGGUAGAGAGAGAAGGAAAGCAUGCAACUGAAGAUACGUUAAUUAAAAGACUCACUAAAAUAAAUCGCAUGGACAUUGUCCAUCUUAUUGAGAUUCAAAUGAACAAGUCAAUCCAGGAGCAAACCUCAAGAACAUAUGCCGAGAUUGAAAGGACCCUGGACCACAGUGAAGCUCUCUCCUCAGUCCAAGAGGAUGGUGACAGUGUUCGUGUGGUGCAGAGAAUGGAGACUUCACACAGGCAUCCUCCAGCUGUGUCAGAAGAAGACUUAUCUGUGGCCUCUCUCCUUGACAUUCCCUCAUGGGCUGAAACAAUGGGAAAUGUCCAUUCAGAGAGCAUUCAUGGGGAUAUGAUUGAAGAAUUGGAGAUCAACCAGGACAGCUUCACCAAUCCAUGGCUGUUUCAAGAGGUCAAAAAAGAAUCCACAAAGGAAGACGCAGAUGAAGAAGUUUCUGCAGAAUCUGAGGAGGAUAAUCAAGCUCAGUGUGACGUUUCAGACCAUGAAAAUGUUUGUCUCUCUUCAUCACCAAUUAAUGUGGAGACUCAGUCAGAAUUCCACCAACAAUCAACGAAGGCAUCUCAGAAUAUCUUUGAUUUCUGUCAGGUAUCUAUUGCAAGAUGUUCUUCAGGUGAAAAUUCAGUUGUUUUGUCAACAGUUGAACCUGAACACACAGUCCCCGACCUACUUCAAAACACUUCACCAGUAGUUAGUCAAGAAGAAACUCAGCUCCAAGAAGAAAAUAAUCAAGAUGAAAGUUCUAUGUGUCUUGAUCAAGUGUCACCUGUAUAUGAAAAAAGUGAUUUGGAAAGCAAUGAAAAAUCAUUGGAGGCAAGUCUACUUGAAUCUGAUGAAACUUCAGACACCAUGCAGUCUUCUCCAUGUCAUGAAAGCAAACCAUCUGAAGUUGAUAUAUCAGUUCCUGUAAGCAAUCAAAUAAUAGGCCAAAGUAUUAGUCCUUCAUUUUCCCCUUAUGCUCUUGUAAGGGAGGCUGAUGAAACUGUCUCACACAGCGUUGAGGUGAAUCCAAGUGUUUCAAGAGUGACUCCAGACCUCAUUAAGGGCUCUCCAGAAUCAGAUCAGGUCUUUCUUACCCCAGAAAUGCUUAGUGAUUUGGAUCCAGUGCCAUCAUUGCAAAGCCAUAUAGUAGUAGAACAAAAUCAUGUUGAAUCCUCUCCUACAAUUGACUCUGCAUCACUGCAAUCAUCUAACCGUCAUGGUAUCACAGUUUUUAUGUCCAAGAACAAUGUAAUACCAAAAGCACCCCACAGGCAUCCUUCAGAGCCUGAAGUUGAUCCUAGGAUAGACCAACAAACUGAUUCCCAUGAACAUGAACCACAUCUGCAACUAUUAGAGUCUCCAGAGCGAAAGCCAGAAAACAUUAGGUCAUGGAUUAAGAAAGAAUUGUUAUCCCAAUCUGAGACUGACCCAUACAUGUGGAUUCAAAGCAACACUGUACAGCUGAGUGAAUCUUCACCUUUCUGUAACUCCGACCUUAGUCCACAAACACCAGAAACAGUCAUAACAUGUCAGCAUUUUGACUUCAGGGAGAAGUCUUCUGAACUUGGGUCAGCAACUGUUUCACAGGAGGCAGUGGUAUCCAAAGGUUUAAGACGACUGCAGUCUGAGUCAAUAAUCUCUAGUGCAACCCAGCAGUCAGAAGAAAUGCAUUUUAACCGUUGUCUGUCAGAGUCCUCUGAACCCUUGAUGCUCACUCUGAACAUGAAUCCAGCUCUUAAUGAACCUGUUUCCCAGGAGGCAGGACUAACUCUGACACUCUCUCAAGAUGACAGUGACAAGGCCUUAACCACCAAAGAUUCCAAACAACUAUUAUCAGACUCAGUUAUGUCUGGUGCAACAUCCCAAAAAUCAGAGAAAGAACACUCUGACCUUUGUCUUUCUGACUCUUCAGAACACUUGGUAAUCAGCAUGAAUUCAGUGCUUGAGGAACUUAAGAAAACAGUUCAACCAGAACAGCCAUUAUCUGAUAAAACUCUCAGCUCUGAGGUGAGUGUUUCGUUAAUUCUUGAUAUAUCCCAAGAGUCAUUCACAGGAGAACUACAAUCAACAGUUAAAGAAACAUCAAUUGAGUCACCCAAAUCUAGUGAAAAUGUGGAAUUAGAAAUCCCUGAUGUACCAAAACCUGGCAAAGUUGAAAAACCAAAACACAAAGAUUUACUAAGCAUUGAAAUGCUUAGUGAUUUGGAUCCAGUGCCAUCAUUGCAAAGCCAUAUAGUAGUAGAACAAAAUCUUGUUGAAUCCUCUUCUACAAUUGACUCUGCAUCACUGCAAUCAUCUACCUGUCAUGAGAUCACAGUUUUAAACCAAGAACAAUGUAAUACCAAAAGCACCCCACAGCAUCCUUCAGAGCCUGAAGUUGAUCCUAGGAUAGACCAACAAACUGAUUCCCAUGAACAUGAACCACAUCUGCAACUAUUAGAGUCUCCAGAGCGAAAGCCAGAAACAUUAGGGUUCCAUUGUGAUGAUCAGGAAGAUGAUUAUUGUCCUGACGAGGGAAAAGUAUGCACACAAUUGGAUUUAACCACUGAACCUCUCAUCGAUGACAGUCAUGGCUUUAAGAAAGAAUUGUUAUCCCAAUCUGAGACUGACCCAUACAUGUGGAUUCAAAGCGAAACUGCACAGCUGAGUGAAUCUUCACCUUUCUGUAACUCUGACCUUAGUCCACAAACACCAGAAACAGUCAUAACAUGUCAGCAUUUUGACUUCAAGGAGAAGUCUUCUGAACUUGGGUCAGCAACUGUUUCACAGGAGGCAGUGGUAUCCAAAGGUUUAAGACGACUGCAGUCUGAGUCAAUAAUCUCUAGUGCAACCCAGCAGUCAGAAGAAAAGCAUUUUAACCGUUGUCUGUCAGAGUCCUCUGAACCCUUGAUGCUCACUCUGAACAUGAAUCCAGCUCUUAAUGAACCUGUUUCCCAGGAGGCAGGACUAACUCUGCCACUCUCUCAAGAUGACAGUGACAAGGCCUUAACUACCAACGAUUCCAAACGACUAUUAUCAGACUCAGUUAUGUCUGGUGCAACAUCCCAAAAAUCAGAGGAAGAACACUCUGACCUUUGUCUUUCUGACUCUUCAGAACCCUUGGUAAUCAGCAUGAAUUCAAUGCUUGAGGAACUUAAGAAAACAGUUCAACCAGAACAGCCAUUAUCUGAUAAAACUCUCAGUGUUUCAUUAAUUCUUGAUGUAUCCCAAGACUCAUUCACAGGAGAACUACAGUCAACAGUUGAAGAAACAUCAACUGAGUCACCCAAAUCUAGUGAAAAUGUGGAAUUAGAAAUCUCUGAUGUACCAAAACCUGGCAAAGUUGAAAAACCAAAACACAAAGAUUUACUAAGCGUUGAUCAACAACAUGAUGACUCUGACCUUGAGGCUUUUUUCGACUGCAAACAGACCAACUCAGACAAUUCUGAAGAAGACGAACCUCGGAAAGGCGCUAUGGCACUGAGUAAUGAAGUCUUAAGGUUGACUGUUUGUGAAUUACAACAACAACCAAAUAUCAGAAGUCCCUCAGAAUAUAUGCCAUCCCAGGAGAACCCUCGUUGGUCAAUCAGGUCAUCAGACAGUGAAGAAUUUGAGGAUUCUCUCAUCAUCCACGAACCUAAUGAUGAUGCAGAGGAGAAAGAUGUUUACUUUCCAUGUCAGCAGAAAAGUCUUGAAUCUUCUAUGCAAACUCCUCUGGAGCUCCCUCCUCGAGGAGGGGCUGAGUAUAAUGAUGAUGAUGAUCUGAGGAGGGGUGAUGAUGUUCCAGAUGUUCCUCCAGAGUCGGUAACAGAAGAGCAGUACACAGAUGCACAGGGAAACUUGGUUGUGAAGAAGGUGACCAGGAAGGUCAUUCGACGAUGUGUGUCAUCUGAUGGGGUGGAGACAGAGCAGGGGAGGGUAGAGGGCUCCGCCCAGCAGCCUUUCAGCGUGGCACGGGGGGACGGAUACUCGAAAGUAAUAAAGAGGACAGUACUGAAGAGUGAAGGACAUCAGACAGAGGUGACUUUCCAUGAGGAAGACCACAUGUUAGCUUCAAAGGGGGAAUCUGCUGUAGGCCAAGAGGUCAAACAGGUGGUCCGGACGACAAUGCUACAUGGAGAACAGCUGGAAAAGCAUGAGGGAGAUCCUUUCCUCACCACAGACCUGCCCUCUGCCCGGGAUGACUUCACCAAGAACGAGGAUGCAGAAGUCUAGAACCCACAGGAGGUCAGUAGUGAAGGAUGCUGGUGGACAGAAGCGGGUGUGCGUGGAGCAGAUAGACGGUCGGUCUGAGCCCCAUGACAACCUACAGCAUCACCUGCAUCACCUCAUUCACCACUUCUGUGCCCAAAACGACUGAGAGGAAGAGAGGGAGGAAGCUGAAGAGAAGUCCGAGUGAUGGUUUCCCCUUCAUUUUCCUCUCCCUAUCUGCAUCGCUCCUGUCUUUGAGCCUGUCUGCCCUCCUAACCACUCCCAUGCACCAUGCUCAUGCAAUCCCAGAGUGCACUUCACUCCUGCCACUUCCAGUCUUCCUGUCCAGUCAAACUGGAUGUUCGCCCAGUUUAAGUCAACAGACAAUAUUUUCUCUCUCCUUUUUUUCCCAGUUUACCAUAAGUGUUUAUCUGUUUGUCUUUCAUUGUGGCCAACUGGUAUUCUUUCCUUUCCUUUCCUUUCCUUUCCUUUCCUUUCCUUUCCUUUCCUUUCCUUUCCUUUCCUUUCCUUUCCUUUCCUUUCCUAAUCCCUCAAUUAUAAUACAAAUGAAAUAAUGAACACAAACAAAAUAAAUCACAAUAACCAAAAAGGUUUUUAUCAAAACAGAAAAAAAAGUCCUGGUUGUUCAUACUCAGAACAUUUAAGCUUGAACUAACAGAACCUGUACUGCACUGCCUACCACAACUUUUGAAUAUCGUUGCAUUAUAUCGCCACAUCAUGACAUGCUCUUUUGAUCUCAACAGUUGAGAUGUCUGAAAACUUCUUGCCUUCUUUAUCAGCUGUUGGGGUAUUGUGUGUCUGUGUAUUCUGUCCAUGGAGAGUAUAUAUAAUAUGCAUUUUUAAAAUGACAGUAGAUCACAUUAGCCACCUGUAAGGAUAUUAGCAGGCAUGCUUAGCUAGCAGCAGUCACUUAUUAAUAACACACUCUUUCUAUGGUUAGACGACUGUCUUAUUUCGUCUCACCCCUCUCUUUGUGUCUGUGAUCUGUAGCAGUUCUAUCAUCAUCAUCCUUAUCAUCACAUUUCAGUAGAGCUUUUUGUUGCAAUAGAACACAUUAAUAUGCGGCUUAUGGUUUUAAACUUAAUUUAGUAGGCAUUUAAAGAGGGACUCAGGAAGCAAAGGUGGAAUCAAAUUCAAGUGAUCAGUUAAGUUAUGCAUAUGAUUCUAUUUUUAACUUUCUAAAUGUAUUAUUUUCUUUGAGUAUGUGUGUUUGACUGUUUAUUAAAAAAAUUUGUUUUUUUAUUUUCAAAUUAUAUUAAUUUUGUUCUGUACAUAGUAAUCAAAAUAUCAGUAUGUGUUGAGGAAUCUUGCUUUGAGGUAUUUAUAAUGGUGAAUGCUUUUAAAAUAUGUUACUGGUUUCGGAAGUGAGCAUAAGGGAUGUAUGUUUUUUUUUUCUUGAAGAGUGUUUUAUUUUGAUGUAUUUCAUUUAGAUACUUUGUGUGUGUCAUGAAACAUAAGUGGGAAUAUUUUCUUUAUGGUUCAAAUAUAAGGUUGGCUUCAGUUCAGAAUGUUGGGAAGUUGUAAUAUUCAAAUGACUUUUCCUUUUUAAAUGCAGAUUAAUACAGCGGUGUUAGCAGAGGUUGUUUUUUCCUGCUGAUCUGAGGCCAGCUAUGCUUUUUCCCUCCUUAUAAUAAUUCGGUUUUGGGAAACUGGCCCUGGAUCAGCAUUAAAAAGUCAUCCUCUAAACUGAGCAAUGUCAUUAAGUUGAACACUGCUACUACUUUCACUGUGACUGGCCCACGUUUGAUUUACUGAAUCCGCAUUCUAUGUCUGUGGAGAUAAGAAUAUGCAUAUAUAUAUAGUACAUAAAUAUCUAUCCUUAAAGGCAUGUAUUAGUUUACUAUAUGACUUUUAAAAAAGACAUUUAAACACUAUACCUUGGAUGCAGUGUGUGUAUAUGGCUGAACGAGAAUAAAAGUGUAUAAGUGUCACGUUA